This is a messenger RNA of Baudoinia panamericana UAMH 10762, 900 nucleotides long. RefSeq lists its product as uncharacterized. The transcript has a single exon. Gene Ontology annotation, cellular component: membrane. The coding region runs from base 1 to 900 and encodes 299 amino acids. NCBI's taxonomy places the organism in Eukaryota, Fungi, Ascomycota, Dothideomycetes, Mycosphaerellales, Teratosphaeriaceae. The record is from RefSeq and is a predicted model, not a curated record.
AUGACCGCCACCGCAGGUCUCGUCGGCUACGCCCUGAUCCGCAACAAACUCACACCUGGCGGCAUCAUCGCUGGAAUCGCAGUGGCUUUCGUACACAUGCUGCACCCCUGGCCCGCGUUUUUCUGGCUACUCAUCAUCUUCUUCCUGCUCGGUACGCUAGUGACACGCAUCGGGCACAAGGCGAAAGCGGACUUGACGCAGUCAUCUUCUGGGGGUGGCGGCGGCGAGGGUGCAAGGACGAGCGCGCAAGUCUUCGCCAACUCCGGUACCGCAUGCGUUUUGAUCUUGUUGCAUGCGUGGCUUUCGAAUAGCACGCCAUUCAUCUCUUCUCACCUACCGUUGUCGCCCAGUCCAUAUAUGCCGGGCCUGAAGCGAGUGUUGCCAGUGGGUAUAAUUGCGCAAUACGCCGCCGUCGCAUCGGACACAUUCAGCUCGGAGCUUGGUAUAUUGGCUAAGACGACCCCCUUCCUUAUCACCGCACCGUGGAAGCGAGUACCUCGGGGGACGAACGGAGGCGUGACAGUUGAUGGAUUGCUGUAUGGUCUUGUUGGUGGCUUCUUGCUUGUCAUAACGGCAUCGCCUGCUUUGUACUCGUUGCCACCAAACGCAGCCAUCAACGUCCCGGCUGCCGUCCUACUCACGGUUAUGGGCCUCCUGGGAAGUGUCAUCGAUUCAUUGCUCGGUGCUGUAAUGCAGGCUACCGUGACGGACAAAGGUACAGGCAAAGUCGUCGAAGGACCUGGUGGGCAAAGAGUCAAGGUUGCUGCAGGUGGGGCCAGAGUGCAGACUGGUUGGGAUCUACUCACGAACAACGGGGUGAACUUUUCAAUGGCGGCUUUGACGAGUGUUAUAGCCAUGAUCACCGCGUGGAUGGUAGGUCUCAGUCUGACAGUACAAUAA